Messenger RNA from Macrosteles quadrilineatus (aster leafhopper), 1646 nucleotides. RefSeq names its product lysM and putative peptidoglycan-binding domain-containing protein 2-like. Bases 441 to 1019 code for a protein of 192 amino acids. NCBI's taxonomy places the organism in Eukaryota, Metazoa, Arthropoda, Insecta, Hemiptera, Cicadellidae. The record is from RefSeq and is a predicted model, not a curated record. The transcript has 3 exons.
GUGUUUCAGUUUCAGUUUUCAGUUUAGUUAUGAGGAGGGUUAGGCCUACCCUACAUGUAUGUAGUUUGUAGUGUCUGCUUUCUGCUACCGUGCUACUUAGCUUAUACAAUGCUUACUGCCGUGGUCGUAACUAAAUAUUCUGUUCUUUUACGUUGCUAUGUUGAUGGUAAAGUGUAGGCCUACCCAAAAAUCUAGACACUGACACAACACAUCGAAACAAGUUUGUUGUUUUCCUAUUGCAGCUAAGUUAGGCCUUGGGCCUUGGUUUCACCAUUGUAAAGACGCCAACAUUAGCCUAGGCCCAUACUUCGACAUUAGUAAGGAAAUGUGAAUGCAAUCAAAACAUUUCCAAAGUAAAGGCCUAUAGGUCUGUGGUGCAAACUCUGGUCGUUAAAUUAGAUUUUGUGCAGUUCUUUGAGCCUAUAACAGUGCUUUAACAAAUGGAAGAAAAAAUUUCUAUAAGAGAAUCAGCCAAAUCUCUUAAGAAGUAUGGGAGUAUCAAUUACCAUCAGAAAAGGCCAGAACAUUAUAUUAAACACACAGUGUCAAAAACAGACACCCUUCAAGGCAUUGCAUUAAAAUAUGGCUCUACUACUGAACAGAUACGCCGAGCUAACCGCUUGUGGACCAAUGACAGUUUGUUUCUCCGUGAAACUCUUUUAGUGCCUGUACACAGCGAAGGGGCUUCCUCACCAAGUGAAAUUGUACUAGGAGACAGUAGUUUAUCCUCGCCCAGUAGUAUAUCAAACAAUAACAAUAGCGUGGACUCGGACAGCAGUUACAAUGACUUUCUUUGCAAAAUAGACUGUUCAAUAGCAAAUACAAGAAGUCAAGUCAUGCUAGCACAGGGAAACAGUAAAAUCCAAGAAGAGGAGACUCUGUUUGUACGCAGAAAGCCCAUGUCGCGGCUAAGACAGCAGCAGAGUGGGGAAGUGCCGCUUGUGAUGACGCAGGGCCGCCGCGUACGCAACUCUCUCCAGCGACUUGAGCAACAACAAGACGAGAUGUUCGAGUUGUAGCAGAGGUUGAUUGAAUGUUGUCAAAGUGAGAUUAGUUUAGGAUAAAACAAGUAAUACUUAAACAAUGUAUAACAUGUAAUAUUUGUUUAUAACUGUGUAUAAAUUGAACAGACGGGCUUAAUAUAUGACUACAUACUUGUUUUAUCAUUUACAAAUAUUUGUUUGUAAAUAAAUUUAGAAUUUGUUUUCGGAAAAUCUGUUUUGUAUAGCUUUAGAUGUUUAAAGUGAUAGUUUUUAUUUUUAUUUUUUAAAUAAUGGUGCACUUAUACUACAUUUGUUAAUGUUUUAAUGAUUAAAUGCCUUUUUGACAUAUCUGAGCUUCAUCAACGUUACAUGUAUUUUUGAGCAACAUCUUUUUGUACUGUCAAGUACAAAAAUUAGUUAAACACAUUGUUAGGGAAUUACGGUAUAAUUUUGAAUAGUUAAUAAUUACUAAAUGUAAACUGGUGGUAUCCAGUAUAUUCUAUUUUGUGUCUUAUUCUUUAAAAACAAAAUGAAAAGGUUAAGUAUUAAUCCUAAUUUUGAUUGAUAUUUAGAGGAAAUUCGUAAUUGUUUCAAGUAAUGUUAAUUUUCUAGUUUUAUCUUUGAACAGAUAUUUUUGUAAAACCAAAUAAUAGAAGUAUAUAU